This is a messenger RNA of Limanda limanda (common dab), 1785 nucleotides long. RefSeq names its product solute carrier family 6 member 4b (gene slc6a4b). The record is from RefSeq and is a predicted model, not a curated record. Gene Ontology annotation, biological process: sodium ion transmembrane transport; serotonin uptake. Bases 1 to 1785 code for a protein of 594 amino acids. Gene Ontology annotation, molecular function: serotonin binding; serotonin:sodium:chloride symporter activity. Gene Ontology annotation, cellular component: neuron projection; membrane. Lineage: Eukaryota; Metazoa; Chordata; Actinopteri; Pleuronectiformes; Pleuronectidae. The transcript has 13 exons.
AUGCCCCGACAGGACUCAGCGGUCAUGGCCGGCACUCUGACCCACCAGGGCUCCCCUAACCCGGGCUACAGCCCCAACAACAACGCCGUCCCGGUGCCGGCCAUCACGCAGACGGACUCCAGGGACAAAUGGAGCAAAAAGAUGGAUUUCCUCUUGUCUGUCAUUGGCUUUGCGGUGGACCUGGGGAAUGUUUGGAGGUUUCCUUACGUAUGUUAUCAAAACGGUGGUGGUGCUUUCCUCAUUCCCUACAUUUUGAUGGCCAUCUUCGGUGGUGUGCCGCUCUUCUACAUGGAGCUGGCACUGGGGCAGUUCCACAGAACCGGAGCCAUAUCCAUAUGGAAACACAUCUGUCCUAUUUUCAAAGGUAUUGGAUAUGCCAUCUGCAUCAUCGCUCUGUACGUGUCCUUCUACUACAACACCAUCAUCGCCUGGGCCCUCUUCUACUUCUACUCCUCUUUCAACAGCGUAUUGCCUUGGACAAGCUGUGACAACGUGUGGAACACCCCCGACUGCACCAACUACUUUGGCAUAGACAACGUCACCUGGACGAAUUCCUCCAGGUCUCCUGCAGAGGAAUUUUACACGAGGAACGUUCUUGAGAUCCACAAGUCGUCAGGGCUGGAUAACGUUGGGAGUGUUCGCUGGCAGUUGGUGCUCUGCCUUUUUCUCAUUUUCACCAUCGUGUACUUCAGCCUGUGGAAGGGCGUGAAGACAUCAGGAAAGGUAGUGUGGGUGACCGCCACUUUACCCUACAUCGUUCUUUUCAUCCUCCUGAUUCGAGGAGCCACUCUGCCAGGAGCCUGGAGAGGCGUGGUGUUUUACCUGAAGCCCCAGUGGGGGAAGCUGCUGGAGACCAGUGUGUGGGUGGAUGCUGCAGCUCAGAUAUUCUUCUCACUGGGGCCAGGGUUCGGGGUCCUGCUGGCUCUCUCCAGCUACAACCCUUUCACUAAUAACUGCUAUCGUGAUGCCAUCGUGACAAGUUUGGUGAACUGCUUGACCAGCUUCGUGUCCGGGUUCGUGAUCUUCACAGUGCUGGGCUACAUGGCAGAGAUGAGGAAGGUGGAGGUCGAGGAUGUAGCCAGGGAUAAAGGACCAAGUUUACUCUUCAUCACGUAUCCGGAGGCCAUCGCAAACAUGAUGGGCUCAACCUUCUUCGCCAUCAUCUUUUUCGUGAUGAUGAUCACGCUGGGACUGGAUAGCACUUUUGGUGGGCUGGAGGCAAUCAUCACCGCUGUGUUGGAUGAAUACCCGGAUCAUUUCUCAAACAGACGGGAACUUUUUGUUCUGGGCUUGGUCAUUGCCUGCUUUUUGGGCUCUCUGAGCACCCUUACAUAUGGUGGUGCGUAUGUGGUGAAGCUGCUGGAGGAGUUUGGAGUCGGAUGCUCUAUUAUUGCUGUGGUUUUCCUUGAGGUCAUUGCAGUGUCCUGGUUCUAUGGCAUCCAGAGAUUCAGCAGGGAUGUUGAGGCCAUGUUGGGCAAAGCUCCGGGUUUAUUCUGGAAGGUGUGCUGGGUCGCCAUCAGUCCUGCAUUUCUGGCGUACAUUAUAGUGAGCUCCCUGCUGAAGGCGCCGCCGCUCACACUGUUUGAUUACAAGUACCCGGACUGGAGCAUCAUAGUGGGAUACCUCAUUGGCUUCUCGUCCUUCAUGUGGAUCCCCAUCUACAUGGUCUACAAGCUGGUGUGGACCCCUGGAUCCCUCAAACAGAGGUUGGCGGUGUGUCUGAGACCGGAGAGGACCAUUCCAGACAUCCACGCUGACAGCCUCAACAUGGCCUCUGUGCCAUAG